Molecule: messenger RNA, 2665 nt
Organism: Purpureocillium takamizusanense
Lineage: Eukaryota; Fungi; Ascomycota; Sordariomycetes; Hypocreales; Ophiocordycipitaceae
Exons: 3
Coding region: 202-2121 (639 amino acids)
Biological process (GO): positive regulation of translation; nuclear-transcribed mRNA catabolic process, nonsense-mediated decay
Cellular component (GO): cytoplasm; nucleolus
Molecular function (GO): mRNA binding
Source: RefSeq, a predicted model, not a curated record
CUCGAUUCGUGGUGGGGCGCCGGACCUUCACCCGCCAAAGCCAGUGCAGCGUCACAAACACGCCCUCAUCAUCGUCCACCAUCCGCCCUCACAGUGCCUCUCACCCGCCCGACCGUCCACCCGCGGAGGUCUCACCAAUGCGAGCACCCCGGUUCCAGCUGCAAGUUGCGCCAUCGGCCAGAUUCAUCGACGGCCCGCGCAAUGUCGGCCCCGGGGCCACAGGUCUUGACCCGUAGGUCCAACGGCGUCCCUCAGCCUGCCGAAGGCAAAGUAUUUCCCCCGCCGCUGCCCCUGUCAUUCGCGGCACCUGCUAAUACGCUGCAGGGCAAGGCAUCAUCAGCCGAGGCCGUAGGCAUCAGGCCGUCCAGGGCCAAGGGCUCUGGAGACAGAAAUACCGACGCGACCAAGAACUCAAGCGGGACGGAGCCCCCAAGGCGCUCAAAGCCUAGGGUUCAUGAUGAAGGCGAGAAACUUGUCAUCCGACGUUUGCCACCCGGCAUGACCAUGGCCGAGUGUGUUGCCAUCCUAGGCCCUGACUGGGAGCUCAACAAGGGCAAGGUCGACUGGCUGUCGUACAACCCCGGCAAAGUCUCAACAGAUCCUUCCAAGCCGUCACGCCCCAGCCGUGCAUACCUCCAUCUGACACGCAAAGACGACAUCAUGGCCCUUGGCCAAGUCGUUCGAUCUGCAACGUGGGAAGACGCCAAGGCGACUUUUACUAAUCCUUCACUCGUCGGCCCUCCUUCUCUUGAGUUUUCCCCGUACAAGAAGAUCCCAAGCAACAAGCGGCGCACAGACCCCCGUCAGGGAACCAUCGAUCAGGAUCAGGAGUUCAUGAUCUUUCUCGAGGGCCUCGCGAAUCCUGUCCCGCUUCGCGAGAGUAUCGACAUCGAGGACGCUGACGAGGCCAAGGAGGAAGCCAAGGUCACGACCACCCCCUUGGUCGAGUAUCUCAAGGAGAAGAAAGCGAACAAGAGCAAGGACUCUGGAAAAAAUGCCAAGUCUUCCAAGAAGACCAGCUCCAAGGAUGAUGAUUCCAAGAAGAGAUCCAAAGAUUCCAAGGCCGACAAGUCCGAAAAGGCUCCCAAGGAAACCGUCAGGAUCCUAAGCAAGAAGGCGGCCACGGAACAAGCUGCCGAUGCGGCCAAGAACGUGGCCAGCCAAAUUUCUGCUGCUGGUUCCUCAGAUGCCCCGAAGAGUCGCCGCGCUGGCAUCGCCGCUGCCGCGAGGAUCCUGCAACGAGACCUGGGCCUGAGUCCCGGCAGCGCCCACCGCCGCGCUAGACACGACGCCGCUAAAGCCGAAGCCGAUGCGAAGGCGCCAUCGGCCAAGGACAGUCCGACUACUUCCGCGAGCGACGCUGCUCAAGCGGCCCAAGACUCGACUGUACAACCACCGAGAAGUCGACCCGACAGCCCGGUGGCCGCGAAGGCCUCGCAACCGUCUGGACGCAGAGCUCGCGGCGGCAAGGGCGCCGAGAAAGGCAAGGCGGCCGAGGCUUCUUCACCCUCAACCUCACUGCCGGCGACCACGGCCGCGCCAGUUAUUUUGAAGAAGAAGGUGGAGGCCGAGAUAGCGACACCGGCUACUGAUGGCCAGACGGCAACACCUCAGACACCAAAUGGCAAGUCGACAGCCGCGUCCUCCACCAACACCAAGGCCGCGAACAGCAAGGCGGCGGCCCCGCAGAAGAAGUCGUCAGGCGUGUCCCCCGGGGCAACACGCGCGUUCGUAAAGCACGCCAGCGCGUCCCAGGGCGUCACCGAAGCCAUGCUCAGGCAAGCCCUCGAAGUUUUUGGCGCCGUCACAUCUGUCGACAUGGACAAGCGCAAGGGCUUCGCCUACGUGGAUUUUGCGGAGCACGGGGGUCUCGUCAAGGCCGUGGCCGCGAGCCCCGUGCAGGUCGCUCAGACGUCAAUCCAGAUCCUCGAACGCAAGGAGAAGAAGCCAGCUACCACCGCCUCUGUCAAUGCCUCAACGGGAUCCACGAAUGCAGAGAAGGGCUCUGGACGAGGUCGUCGAGGCAGAGGCGGCGGCGGCGGCGGUAACAAGUCAGGCGGACAGGGCAACGCCCAGUCUACCCCUGCUGUUGCUCCUCCAGCUGCCAGUGCCGGUGGCUGAUUAAUCCUGCGGGAGAUGCAGUGCCAUGGCAUUAUUUUAGCGAACCCCAGAAGGAUCCGAUUCAAUGGUAUCGGGACUAUCGGCCGCUUCACGCAGGCCGCCCUGCCUUGUGCAGCAGGCAAUUAUCGACUCGAAUGGCCCGCGCAAGGGCUCGUGAAAUGCCACUGUCCAGAAGAUACCCGCGGAGCAUCUCAAUGGAUGACGAUAAAGAGACAAAGAAGACACUGCCGAUAUACACAGCCCCUGUGCCAUGAGCUGGCAGCUGAUGACGAGCUGUCUUGUCAUCGAAAUGCAAGAUAUGGAGAGGCCGACGGAACGAUGCAAGGGAGUGGGCAGCCACAGAUGGAUGAAGCGGGAAAUGGGAGGAAACCUCAGCUGCAACUACAUACUGGAUGCUUGCCUCUGGGCGAGCUGCAGAAUGCGCCUUAGGAAUGCGCAGUCGUAUCGCCGCAGGGCGUGCCUUGUGUACGCGACAUGCUCAUUCACGAUAGUGCAGACAUGAUUUUCGAAAGUCAUGCAUACUGAAUAUGAUUGCCCCGUGCCA